Xylaria bambusicola is the source of this 2147-nucleotide messenger RNA. RefSeq names its product fungal-specific transcription factor domain-containing protein. The record is from RefSeq and is a predicted model, not a curated record. NCBI's taxonomy places the organism in Eukaryota, Fungi, Ascomycota, Sordariomycetes, Xylariales, Xylariaceae. The coding region runs from base 79 to 2115 and encodes 678 amino acids. Gene Ontology annotation, biological process: regulation of DNA-templated transcription; DNA-templated transcription. The transcript is spliced from 3 exons. Gene Ontology annotation, molecular function: zinc ion binding; DNA binding; DNA-binding transcription factor activity, RNA polymerase II-specific.
CUCCGUGGAUCUUACAUCGUGUUCGCGAUCCUUUCUCUGUCUCCAAUACAUGCGACCAGCGCUAUAACUUGUUACACUAUGUUGCCCACGCAGAAAGGGCGCCCAGAGCCUGUAUCGUGCCAGCUUUGCCGAUUGAAAAAGCUGAGGUGCAACCGAGUCCAACCAUGUUCAAAUUGCCAAGCUCGCAACGUCCCCUGUGACUUUCUCAACCCACCUACGAGGAGUCAAAGAGGUCGAACUCUCGAUGCACAUAGCACCGAUGAAAUCCUCAAACGCGUAGCAAGACUUGAGUCAAUCGUGUUACCAGGAACUUCUGUUAAUGAAGAGUUCUCAAACAGCCGAGCCACUUUGCCCACGCCUAGUUCAGAGGUGCCUGGCCAAUACACAGAUCUGCGCUUACUCGAGAACAUUGGAGUUAGGGAAGAUUCGCUUAUAUCAUUUCUAUCAAAUGACUUGUCAUUUGCUAUUCGCGAUGAUAAUUCGAUUAUGGAAUCACUAGAUGAUGUUCAAUUCCUUCCGGCAUCUAAAGUACAUUCGAAGGAAAACAUUAUCACAAUACCUCCUUAUAAGACAGCAGUUAUCCUGUUUGGCUAUUUUGAGGAUAACUUGAGCUAUAUGUGUCCUAUUUUGAACUUCUCAACUGCCCAGUCGCUUACAAAGUCUUUCUACACGCGGGUCAACCAGAGAGAACUUGUCUUACCUGGUCAAGCUGCCUUACUACUAUCUGUGUGCGCCCUUAGCGCUUUCUUUUAUCAGUCAUUUGAAAAUGAUGGACUAGGCGUAUUGGGUUACGAUGCUGCCAAUCUAUCGAAGUGUUGGAGUAGAAGCGCUUUGGAUGUCCUGGAACACUCCCGUCGCAACACUUCUGGAACCUUGGAAGACAUUCAAGCGCUGAUAAUCAUGUCUUAUGUUACGUACCAUUUGGAUGGCUUCUCGGCUAGAUACCGUCAUUUAUCUGCAACGGCUAUUGCAAUGGCGAGGGAUCUUGGCUUACAUCGCUUGGACGCUGAUGAAUAUUACCCAACAGCAACAGGCCUAAGCUUGCACAUUCUCGCUGACCGUGAAGUGAAGCGGAGAAUCUAUUGGCAUUUGAUAGCUUCAGACUGGACACACUCAACAAUGACAGGACCCCAAGAAGGAACAUACUCUAUUCACCCUAAUCAUAUUCAAGUAAACCUUCCAACCGAGUAUGAUGCGAGCGAUAAUAGUACGUCGGUCACGGUGCCGCAGCCAACCGGCAUUACGUUUCUUCUUGCUAGAAUUCGCCUUGCACAUCUAUCGAGGGAAUAUACAGACACCAUUCCAUUAGAGACGCCGAAGCUUUUGAAAAUCCCUUAUCAGCAUAUAAUAUCAUUGGAUGACAAAAUCAAGAAUUUCUUGGAGGAGCUACCUUACUUUUUUCGAGCCGAUAAUGAAAGCCGUAAUAAGAGUAGAUCUCUUGAAGCUGUGUACUCAAAAAUCCCUAUCAUGCGAUACUGCAUACUCACAGCUGCGCACACAAGGCGAUGCAGACUACAUCAAAAAUUCUUGAUUAGAAAGUCUUCUGACCCGCGGUACAACUAUUCAAGACAGGCUUGCCUGGAAUCGGCGAGGAUAGUAAUUCAGCUUUAUAAAGAGCCAAAGUCCGAAGCCGAUUCACCGUCCAUGGAGACAGCGCGUAUGGCCAUGGCUGUACACUAUACACACCUGGCGCUGGUCAUUCAAGUUAUGGACCUGUGCUUUAAUAAGAAUGAAGGAGACUAUCAGGAGCGAGGGAAAGAACUACUUUCCACGCUGCGAAUGCUUGAAGGAGCCAGAAAGAUUUCCCCCCUCCUAAAUCGCUCAUUGGACUCCGUAGUGGAGGUGCUUCGUAAACACCAAGUUGUUCUCUCAAAGGAAAAUUUGGCGAGCCCCACGAUCCACCACACUGCCUACCAGUCCCUUGAAGAGAAUGCAUCUCUUUCUGAGAACACCCAGCCCAGUUUUCCACAACAUAGUUCCGACUUCGGAGACAGCUCGCUUGCGAUUGAUUCAUCAAUUAAUGAGUUCUGGGGGAGCGCGAACCAUUUCGAAAUGGACUUUGAUUCAAAUACUUGGGAUGCCCUUUUUUCAAACUUGGAAUCAGGGCCCCUCUAAAAUUAUUUUAUUCCACAACUAUUAAAUAAGAA